GCAGUCGCGAAUUUUCCUUCAAAAGUGUCGGAUCAUUCUCGUAUUUCAUCAUCCAAGAAAUUGUUAACUCAACAUAAUUUGUUCGAUUCGAUUCGUCAUCAAUUCUUCGUUCUUCGUAUAAAAAGCACGUCACUAAUCCAAAAUUAUUCAUUUCUAAACCGAAACUCGUUGCGAGAACACUAAAGUUUUUUUUGAGAACAAAGAAAAAAUAAUUUUAUCCGGUUACAAUGUGUGAUCAAACAUUUAAAAUUACAGUAAUUUCCGCAAAUGGACAAGACAAGAAGGAGAGUUUUUACUUUAACCACUUUGUCGACAUGGUUUAUCCUUCGUUGUCGCAACUGAAGACGAAACUUUUCACGAAAUUCGGGGUUUCGGAUGCGAAUUUGCACAAAAACUACAAAAUUUAUUGGAUCGAUGAGGAUGGCGAUGAAAUUAGCAUUAUCGACGACGAUGACCUCAGAAUUCUCGCGGAUCGGCACCAAAAGUCGUCGCCUAUUAAGCUGAAUGUUCGUUCAAUCGUCGAAAAUGAGCAAGAAGAGGUAAAAAUUGCGAAAGAACAUGCAACAAAGGAAAAUGCUGAUUGUAACGCGAAUGAUGACGCUGACGAUACUUUGCCUGCACAUCCGGGCGUGAUUUGCGAUGGUUGCGAUAACGGCAUCUACGGAUUUCGUUACAAGUGCGUUCAGUGUCCCGAUUAUGACUUGUGUCGUCGUUGCGAGGGUAAAAUGAUCCACGAAAAUCACAUGAUGGUCCGAAUUCCGAUCGGAGCUGAGAGACUUCCUCGUAAAAUCGAUCGUGUUUUGAAUUUGGGCGCCGCAUUCGAGACUGUCGGUGAAAAUAUUCGCAAAUUUAAGCAUCAGGAGAGUCAUCAUCGACGCGAAGAAGAGAAACAUCGACGCGAAGAGGAGAAACAUCGUCGUGACGAGGAAAAACAUCGACGUCACGAAGAGAAAUGCAAACGUAAAGCGCAUCGUCGAUGCACUCGUGAAGCUCAUCGUGCUUCAGCUGCGCCGCAAAACGGUUCAGGAGAUGCAGAAACUCAACCAAGAGGUCCCGGAUUCUUGUAUCACGUCAUGGAUUACUUGAAUUACAUGAUGAAUCCCGACAAUAUAAUGGAAAAUUUGCAUCAAGCAUCGAAUGCGACAGCGCCUCAGGCCGAAAAUCAAACUCGCGGAUGCCCGGCAAUGAAUUUGGGCUUUCCAAUUCCCCCGUCAUGCCCGCGAUUUCAACCUGACAAAGCAACUGAGGCGAAAGAGAAGGCAGGAAUUUCGCCAGAAGCAGCAACUGCUGCGGAUUUUGAGAGUUUUCUCAAGACUUCCGUCGCAAAUGCCGUUGCUUUGGGCACAGAUGCGAAUUCCAUGACGACAAGUAUUGGCGUUGCAGCGAAAGAAGUCGAAGUUCAAAAGGAAAAUCCGGAAAAGGAAGCGGAAAAACCCGCAGAAAAGCCUGCAGAAGAAAAUUUAUUGGAAAAAAUCCAUGAAAAAUUGCGCGAAAUGGAACAAGAUGUCGAAAAAGAACGUAAAAAUCGCAGCAAUUCUCCCACAAUUUCGUACGCAUCGGAAGACAGUGACGAAGGAAAUGGAGAAAAUGUUCGUGAUUGGACCGUUUUGGAUAACGAAGAGCCUGUUGAAGGCGCAUCUGCUGUCGAAAAUACGGAAACAACCCAAAAAGAGACGAAAAAAGUCGAAGAUAAGGCAACAUUGACGGAAAAUUCAUCAAGUGCUUCGUCAUCGAUGUUCAAUAGUGCUCACGGAAACGGCGAAGAGCAAAAAGAAACGGAAAAACCGAAAAAACCUUUGACUUUUGCUGAAAUGGGACAACAAUUGAAAGCUCAUAUCGAUGAAUAUCGCAAUUUGGCAGUUCCCGUAGGACCUCCAGCUUCGACUUCAACUACUCCAAUCAAUCCAAACGCCACAGAAUUCGUUCCCGGGCAAUAUCCUCAUCCAUAUUCUGCUCCAAAACCGAAAGUUUAUCAUCCGAAACCCCAUAUCAACCAUGCAAUCCACACAAUGGAAGCAAUGGGCUUCUCUAACGAUGGCGGAUGGUUGACCAACUUGCUCGACACUGUCGAUGGAAAUAUUCCGCGUGCAUUGGAUCUUUUGCAACCGCAUCACAAGUGAACAGCGUUUGCUCAAAAUGAUUCCAUUCAUAUUUUAUCUCUUAUAAUUAAUGUUUUAUUGACACAAAAAGGGCUUUUAUUGCACCUUUCAACGUAAAAAAAGCAUAUUUAACCCACAAUACAAUAUACACAAGUUAAUCAAUUGAAUUAGAAAAUGGCUGAAAAUUUUUUAGAGUUAAGGGAGUUUGAAGAGUGACCUUAAAGAAAUUUAUCUUUUAAGCGAAAAUGAGGUAUUGAGAAAAAAAAUGAAUUUAUUCUCACAUUUGGUAGUGAAAAGUAGUUCAUAGCACAAAAAAAAAACAAUAAAAA
Molecule: messenger RNA, 2428 nt
Organism: Culicoides brevitarsis
Lineage: Eukaryota; Metazoa; Arthropoda; Insecta; Diptera; Ceratopogonidae
Gene: ref(2)P
Product: protein ref(2)P
Exons: 4
Coding region: 228-2120 (630 amino acids)
Biological process (GO): endosome organization; mitophagy; aggrephagy
Cellular component (GO): aggresome; amphisome
Molecular function (GO): zinc ion binding; protein kinase C binding; K63-linked polyubiquitin modification-dependent protein binding
Source: RefSeq, a predicted model, not a curated record